AUGGAGUUGGUUUGCCAGGAAGAGAUGGUAAAAAUGGUAUUCCAGGAAAAGAUGGUCAAAACGGUUUGCCAGGAUCAAGAGGACGAGAUGGUCGAGAUGGUCAACAUGGCUCCCCAGGACCACGAGACCUCGAAAGGGAGUACUGGAAAAAGAGAUCCACGUGGUGUUCAGGGACUAAGGGGCCAUCCUGGUCCUAAAAGUGGUGGUGUUCAGUACAUACGCUGGGGGAAAAUCUCGUGCCCUUCUGGUGCUAAACUCGUCUACAAAGGUCGUGUAGGAGGAGAGUGGUUCGGCCACCCAGGUGGAGGUUCCAACUAUGUAUGUCUGACUGAGUCUCCUAAGUACUGGAGCUAUACAAAUGUCCUUGAAAAGUAUUCAGCAUUCAUGUAUGGUGCAGAGUACCAGGCUCGCUCCGCCGAUCAUCCCAAUCCAUUCAACAACAAAAACCUUUACAAUCACGAUGUCCCUUGUGCUGUAUGCUUUGUUCCAAACCGCAACACUAAACUCAUGAUCCCGGCAACUUACGAGUGUCCCGCGGGAUGGUCCAAAGAGUACUGGGGAUAUAUCAUGUCGGAGCAUCACGGACACGCAAACCAAAAAAAAUUCAUUUGCGUUGAUCAAAAUGCAGAGCCUGUCAAAGGAACCAUUCAUAACCGUGACGGCGCGUUGUUGUAUGGUGUCCAAGGAAGGUGUGGCUCUCUGCCUUGUCUUCCUUACGUAGAAGGACGGGAACUGACAUGCGCAGUGUGUACCAAGUAG
Molecule: messenger RNA, 759 nt
Organism: Exaiptasia diaphana
Lineage: Eukaryota; Metazoa; Cnidaria; Anthozoa; Actiniaria; Aiptasiidae
Exons: 5
Coding region: 1-759 (252 amino acids)
Source: RefSeq, a predicted model, not a curated record